AUUAGUACAGUAGCAAAGUACGGAAAUCGGAGAGGGUCAAAAGAAUCGAAAGCACUUCCGUAGUGUACCGUCACGUCUCCCUAUUAUCAACACAGAGAUUCAACGAAAAAUACGGCGCUGGCAGUCAUUAACGGUGGGGUCCCAGCGCAAACAGGGAAGACCGUGGGGUCAUGUCAUGACUGCCACUUACAUCCAUCACCACCAUCAUCAUGUCUCUGGGGGACAGUCCUCACUUGCUGCUCGGCCGGAUUCGCUUUCUGAACCGUUGUAUUGAGUGUUUCCGAAACAGUGAGCCCCUUCCCGACAGCCUGUGUUAUGUGCCCAGAGAAGUGUGCUAUAAGAUCUGCAAGGAUUCGUCCUCCAGCUCCUGCGCCACUGCCUCGGGGGCCUCCACGGGAGGCUCCGGUAAGACUGUGGUAUCAGUCUUUGACAGCCCACACCAGAGUCCGAUUAAUAAGAAACUAUGCAAGUAUGCCAUUGAGCUAAAGAAAGGGACGUGUAUCCGGACCUCAGGGGAGGAGUACUGUAACAGCCAAGGUCUCUGGGUCAAGAUAAAUAAGGAGCAGCUGGAAGAACACCGUCCUGGCCAAGAGCUAGAGGAAGGCUGGAUCCUGGUGUGCAAGCACACUGAGGGCGGCGACAGGCUGGUGCCGGUGGAGUCGCCCGAGACGGUGGGCAGACAACAGCAGCUCUUGGGCUACGACCACAAGGCGUGCAACAGGUGGGAGCACGUGGUGGACGUGGAGAAUGCCUUGUUCCUUGGAUCCAAACCCAAGAUAGCGGAGUCGGACGCCGCUGCGGUAGAGAAGCUGAGGUACAUACCUCCAACGUGGACAUAUGAAUGCGAUGAGGACCUGGUGCACUACUUCUAUGACCACGUCGGCAAAGAGGAUGAGAACCUGGGCAGCCUGAAGCAGAGCGUGACCAGUAUUGACGUUUCCUCAUGUUCGGAGGAUCCCAGCGGCGGCGUGAACAGCUUGACAGAUGGCGACACCAAAACGUAUUGGGAGAGCGAUGGAAUGCAGGGACAGCACUGGAUACGCCUUCACAUGAAGAGGGGCACUGUUGUCAAUAAGCUGAUUUUGACGGUGGACUCCACAGAUGACAAUUACAUGCCAAAGAGGGUGACCGUCUACGGAGGCGAGGGAGACACCCUGAAGAAGCUGAGUGACGUCACCAUUGACGACAAUCUGAUUGGCGAGAUAUGCGUGCUGGAAGACAUGUCAUCUCACCUGCCGGUCAUUGAGGUCCGAAUUGAGGAAUGUCGGGAUGAGGGUAUAGAUGUGCGCAUCCGAGGCUUGAAAAUCAAGUCAUCAUGCGAGCGAGACCUGGGACUGAACGCCGACGUCUUUCAGUCCUCCUACUUGGUUCGCUACCCCCGUCUGCAGGGGACGCCGGCUGAUGUCCUUUACCGUCGAGCGCUGAUCAUCCAGAGGUUCAUUUCUUUACUAGACAACGUUCUCCCGCACUUUGUGCCUGCCUGGGAUUACAGCCUGGGCACCUUCAACCACAUCAAAAGCAUAAAGCAAUUUCUACUGCAGUCCAAACGCCGCUCUGCGCUGGUCACGCAGUGCCUGAAGGACUCAGAAACCAGCAAGCCCAACUUUCUGCCGUGCCUCUACAUCAAUAGGCGGCUUGCCAUGGAACAUAGGGACAACCCCUCGCUGGACCCCAGCUGCAAAAACGCAGUGUUCAGUCAGGUGUAUGAAGGCCUAAAGCCGUCCGAUAAAAUGGAGAAGAGUUUGGAUUACAGGUGGCCCGCUCGUUACGACCAGUGGUGGGAAUGCAAGUUCAUCGCAGAGGGCAUCAUUGACCAGGGCGGCGGCUUCCGGGACAGCUUGGCCGACAUGUCGGAGGAGCUUUGUCCCAGCUCGGCUGAAUGUCCAAUGCCGCUACCCUUCUUCACGCGAACGUCCAACCAGGGUGCCUUGGAGGCCAGAGACUACUACGUCCCCAACCCAUCCUGCAAAGAAUUCCACAAGUAUGAGUGGAUUGGGCAGCUCAUGGGUGCAGCACUUAGAGGGAAAGAUUUCCUUGUUCUAGCUCUGCCCGGUCUGGUGUGGAAGCAGCUGACCGGCGAGGCAGUCAGGUGGAGCAAAGACUUCCAAGCUGUUGACUCUGUGCUGGUCAACCUGUUGGAUGCCAUGGACAAUAUGGACCGCGAGACGUUCGAGUUCCGUUUUGGCGAGGAGCUGGUGUACACGACGCUGCUAAGCGAUGGCCAGAUGGUGGAGCUAGUCCCAGGCGGCGGAAAUGUGGCCGUCCGCUACGAGGACCGCCGCGAGUUCAUCCGCCUGGUGCAAAAGGCUCGACUAGAGGAAAGCAAGCAACAGGUGCCUGUCCGCGCUAAUGUCCCGACGCUCGCCAUUUGCACUUUACGGGUCAUCCGUCUGUUUGCGGAAUCGCAGAUUGCGGCGUUACAAGCCGGGCUGCUCAAGGUGGUCCCACAGGCGGUUCUGGAUCUCCUCACCUGGCAGGAAGUAGAGAAGAAAGUUUGCGGAGACCCAGAGAUCAGCGUGGAAGCACUCAAAAGACUCACUUGCUAUGAGGACCUGGAACAAAAUGACGUUCGUGUGCAGUAUUUGUGGGAGGCGCUCACCAACUUCACAAAUGAGGACCGUAGCAGAUUUCUGAGGUUUGUGACAGGUCGAAGUCGUCUUCCCGCCCCCAUUUACAUCUUUUCUGACAAGCAAGUAUUUUGCUCUGAGAGCGACGCGCUUCCACAAUCUUCCACAUGCUCCAGCACACUCUAUUUACCCAACUACCCGAGCGCCAAAGUUUGCGAGGAGAAACUGCGCUACGCCGCCUACAACUGCGUGGCCAUCGACACGGAUGUGAGCCCUUGGGAAGAGUGACCCCUCCAGCAGUUUCGCUGCACUUGCAUCACUUUUGAAAAGGAAGAACUGUCACAGCUGUAAAUAAUAGAGAAAGAGAAAAUAAUAAAGAAAUGUACUGUUUAUGGAAACUUGA
Hippocampus zosterae (dwarf seahorse) is the source of this 2970-nucleotide messenger RNA. RefSeq names its product HECT domain containing 3 (gene hectd3). The record is from RefSeq and is a predicted model, not a curated record. NCBI's taxonomy places the organism in Eukaryota, Metazoa, Chordata, Actinopteri, Syngnathiformes, Syngnathidae. The transcript has 18 exons. Gene Ontology annotation, molecular function: ubiquitin-protein transferase activity. Bases 210 to 2855 code for a protein of 881 amino acids.